UACGAUGUAAGAAACGAGGAUUAGAAAUGUCUGUAACGAACACAACAUAGAGGUGUUCUGGAGACAUAAAACAACAUUUACUGCUCACUUCUGGAAAUGUUAGGAUCGUUGCCAUGACAACGUAAACAGUGACCACUGCAACGAAACAACUCCAAAGCAGAUCGUGCCAAUAAACGAGUGUAGCAAAAUGAUCUCACUGGAUAAGAGUCUCUUGAAAUAUGAUAAUCCAGUUCUGGUGAAAACCACAGAUGUUAAGUCACCAAGGGCACGUGUUUUGAGAGUGAGAGCAGAGCAACCUGCCACCACAACCAUCCCUGUACCACCACCUCCCAAACUGGAAUCAGUUCUAACUGAGGUUAACAAGCAGCAAAAUGAGGAGAUCCUCAAUUCCAUGCUUCCACCAAGGGAAUGGAUGGAAGAUGGCCAUCUGUGGGUGCAGCAAGUGUCCACUGCACCUUGUACCCGGACAGAUGUGGUGCAUCUCGGUGAAAAACUGGAUCUGAAGCUGCAGCAAAGGCAAGCCAGAUCCACUGGCAUUUGUCCAAUCCGCAGAGAGCUCUAUUCCCAGGUUUUUGAUGAGCUGAUCAGACAGAUGACAAUCAACUGCGCUGAGAGAGGUCUGCUGCUGCUGCGGGUUCGAGAUGAGAUUCAAAUGACCAUCGCUGCCUAUCAGGCGCUAUACGAGAGCAGCAUGGCAUUCGGCAUUAGGAGUGCACUGCAGGCUGAGCAGGGAAAGGCCGACAUGGAGAAAAAAGCGCAUCUUAUUAAAGAGAGUCCUGAGCAGCUUGCUGAAACAAUCCCAGUUCCAUCGCCUUCACCUCUCCAAUCCAAAUCACUGCCAGAGGCCAACCAACAGCAGAACAAAGAGAUUCUCAAUGCUAUCCUUCCACCAAGGGAAUGGAUGGAAGAUGGCCAGCUUUAUGUUCAGCAAGUGUCCAGUGUACCUGCUACUCAGAGAGACGUGGUGCAGCUUCAUGAGAAACUGGAUCUGAUGCUGUGGCAAAGGCACGCCAGCGGCACUGGCAUUUGUCCUAUUCGCAGAGAACUCUACUCCCAGUGUUUUGAUGAGCUGAUCAGACAGGUGACCAUCAGCUGUGCUGAGAGGGGUCUGCUGCUGCUGCGGGUUCGAGAUGAGAUUCAAAUGACCAUCGCUGCCUAUCAGACGCUGUACGAGAGCAGCACAGCCUUCGGGAUUAGGAAAGCACUGCAGACUGAGCAGGGAAAGGCCGACUUGGAGAAAAAAAUUUGUGAUCUGGAGGAGGAGGCAGAAGAGCUGAAGAAGCAACUGGAUGAACAGAAAACAAAAUGCGAUGCUACUGAAAAAAGGGAACAUGAAAGGUGCCAGAUGCAGGAAAAGCAGUACACAGAGGAGAUUAAUUUCCUCAAGAAAUCCAACCAGCAUCUCAAGAGUCAGCUGGAAAGCAUCACUACACCGAAGACAUAACUUCCAAGACAAGGAUCGAUUUUCUUGUACUUUAUUAUAAA
Molecule: messenger RNA, 1485 nt
Organism: Thalassophryne amazonica
Lineage: Eukaryota; Metazoa; Chordata; Actinopteri; Batrachoidiformes; Batrachoididae
Gene: dnali1
Product: dynein, axonemal, light intermediate chain 1
Exons: 9
Coding region: 188-1444 (418 amino acids)
Cellular component (GO): axoneme; filopodium
Molecular function (GO): dynein heavy chain binding
Source: RefSeq, a predicted model, not a curated record